CUCUCUCACUGUUACUGAGCUAUCUCUCUGUGAGCUCAAAAGAAACGGAUUCUUCGUUGUUGGGAUUAGAUUCGGAGCUCCGAACCCGCAUUGCACUCAGUUCACCUACUAAACGACACCGUAGAGAAACAGAUAGUGUCAGUGUGUGUGAAAGAGGUAAUGUCGAUGACGAUGGUGAUGGAGGAAGACGAAGACGCAGAAAUAGAGCACGUUUUCGUUGCUCAUGAAAUCGAUCUCGAUUACGAGUUCGACGCUGCUCGGUUCUUCGAUUUCACUCGACCGGAGACUCCAGCGGAAGCUCUCCAAGCUGAGCUUUGGUUUCAAACUGCUGCUAGUUACCCUCCUUUGCCGUUUGUUAGAAGGCUGGUUGUGAGAGAGGAUUUGUUCUUGGACGACGUUAGCGAUUCGCCAAAAUCCGAAGGCCUGGACUGCACGAGUAAUGUUGAUGAUGAAAAAUCCAGUGUUCCGUUACAGACGGGAAUUUUGGACACGGCUUUUGAAGAUAAUGGACCAAAAGCACUUAGUGGAAAUAUGUCUCAUUUAUUGGUUGGAAUUCUACAAAAUGACAGUACAAGACCACUACAAGAACUUUCAGGACUUACAUUUGGCAGUAAGACAAUCACCAACAAUUUGAAUUCUAAGGCUAAGUCUACCGUGUCAAAGAGUUCAACACUAAUGAAACCUACCACCAGUCAAUUGGCCAAGCAAAAUCUCCCUGCUAAAAAUGUUGGUUCAAGAUUUCAAAAGCUACUAUUACAGAAUGAACAAAAUUUAUCUAUCUCUUCUGGGGUAGAAAGUCAAGCUUCCAAGAGGCAGAAACUAGAGGGCGGUCUCUUGUGUAAGGUUCCAGAUGUGAAGCCUCAAACCAAUUUUUUCCACAAGACUCGAAUGAGGGAUGUCAUGGUUGAACAAAACUCUGCAUGUUCGAAGCUGAGGCUUACUAUUCCAAGGGAGCCUGACCUUAGAACAGCACAGAGAGCACAUAGGAUGAGACCUAAAAAUGUUGCCGAGGCAGAGCGAGUAACAGUUGCAGCUCCCAGAUUCAAAGCUCGCCCAUUAAAUAGAAAAAUUCUUGAGGCUCCUUCAUUGCCACCUCCCAAAAGGAGCACUCCACGGUUGCCUGAAUUUCACGAAUUUCACUUGAAAACUUCGGAGAGGGCAAUCCAACACACAUCUGCUACGUCAUCUUCACUUCACUGCUAUGAUUCUGAUAAGGGUUGGGAUAAACAUACUACUGUUUCUUUAGAAAAUAGAAUCAAGGAUUUAAGAAGACCUACCGCAGGAGGUGCACCAACGUAUGAUGGAUUGGGGUUAACACACAUUUUUAAAGCUCGGCCACUUAAUAAGAAGAUAACUCGAAGUAAAGGGGAUGGUGUUUUCCGUAAAUGCAGACAGGAAACAACAGUCCCAAUGAAAUUUGAUUUACAGUCUGAAAAGGAGGUUCUGCAAGAUCCGCCUAUUGAACUCUUCAGCAAGCUGUCUCUGACGUCUGAGUGUCAGCCAAAUAAUGGAUCUCAUUUCAAACUGCCUCAGCAUUCCGGGAUGUGUAGAAAGGAGAAGACUUUUAUGUUUGGGGCAAAUCAAACCUCUCGAGGGAAUGGCGGUUGCAUCAAUCUGAUGGGUGAAAGGAGGUAUGCGCUGUUGACACCACUCUUCAUGUUUAAUACGAUUGUUAAAUCAGAACUCAACUUCAAUUGAUUGCUUUUAUAUAUAUAUAUAUGUGUGUGUUCAACAUCGAACUGAAAUAUUCCAGGAGCUUGGGAAUUCGGUGACUAUAAACUAGGGAAAAAGUGCAAUCUGCUUAGUUAUGGGCAUCGAACUAGAAUUUUUGCUGACAUGAGAUUGACUGUACAUAGUUGAAUCUGACCGCGGAUGAUCGGUGUAUAUUUUUUUUCUGUACACAGAAUCUUACAUUUUUUUUUCUAGGUGCACAGCUUGUAUCUUCUAUAACUUCCGUUGAUCAUAAUUCAAAAAGUAUAUCAUUAAAG
Molecule: messenger RNA, 1988 nt
Organism: Vigna umbellata (rice bean)
Lineage: Eukaryota; Viridiplantae; Streptophyta; Magnoliopsida; Fabales; Fabaceae
Source: RefSeq, a predicted model, not a curated record